AUGUUUGCCCACCCAACCAAUCUUUCCAUUGUCGCGGGGGCGACUGACAAUCCGCUAUGGACUAUGACUUUGGGCGAAUUGAUCGAGACCCAGGCCAAGUGCUACGGAGGGCGAACCGCAGUCGUAUUUCCGUGGCAAAACAUUUCCAGGACAUACCACAGCCUCUCGCUCCGAAGCAAGCUCAUCGCCAAAGCCUUGCUAGCCGCCGGGCUCCAGCAUGGAGACUGUGUAGCAAUUACUGCCGGCAACUGCUACCAAUACAUUGAGGUCUUUUUUGGCGCUGCUCGCAUUGGCUGUCCCGUAGUGGUGUUGAAUUCCACGUAUACCCCUACAGAACUACAAAGAGCCGUGUCAUUUUCCGAAUGCAAAAUCAUCUUUGCUGCACAGUUUUCCGGUCCAAAGGGGGAUCUGUCCGAGCACCUCGAGCAUCUCGACAAGCAUGGUAGCGACGACGCACAGCUCGUGCUGUUCGACUCGUCAUUCAGGUCCCGGGACAACCGAUUGAGCGUCACCACAUAUGAUGACUUUGUUGGCAAAGCGGAGUCGUCCCAUGUCAGCGACUCGUUGCUUGUGGAGAAGGAAUCUCUCGUGAAAGCUGGUGAUGUGCUCAACAUACAGUUUACGUCUGGUUCGUCCAACUGGCGCUUCUCCAGCGUGUCCAAGAGUAAUAUUGACUGUUUGUCAGGCACAACUGGCUUACCCAAAGCCUCUAUGCUAACCCACAUGAACCUAAUCAAUAACGGCAAACUUGUUGGAGACCAACUUCGACUCACCGAAAGAGAUGUAGUCUGCUGCCCUCCUCCAUUGUUCCACUGCUUCGGCCUGGUCAUGGGUGUUCUCGGCGCGUUUACCCACGGGAGCUCGAUCGUCUUUCCUUCUGCACAGUUCAACGCGGACCUAGUUCUCGACAGCAUCGAAUCGGAAUCAUGCACCGUUCUAUACGGCGUCCCGACCAUGUUCUUGGUGGAAUUGGAGGUCAAUAAAAGGCGGAAGCGGGACACAUCGUCGCUUCAAAAGGCUCUAGCUGCGGGGGCGCUGGUUCCGCAAGCAGUUGUGCGCAGACUGAAGCAUGAAAUGAACCUCGAGACUGUAUUAAUCGCCUAUGGCAUGACUGAAACGAGUCCCGUCACCUUUGGCACGAGGUUCGAAGACCCGAUAGAGCAGCGCCUCACCUCGGUAGGGACCGUCUUCCCGCACACCGGUGCCAAAAUUGUCGACUCCAGAGGUCGUAUUGUGCCUCGGGGUGUUCGUGGCGAGAUUUGCACCAGCGGCUAUGCCUUGCAAAAGGAAUACUUGAAGAACGCGGAGAAGACGGCAGAGGUAAUGCGCGCGGAUUCUGAUGGCGUCGUGUGGAUGCAUACCGGUGACGAGGGUGUCAUUGACGAGCAAGGAUAUUGCCGGGUGACGGGCCGGAUUAAAGACAUGAUAAUACGAGGGGGCGAAAAUAUCAUGCCGACAGAGAUUGAAGAGCGGCUCCUCGCUCAUGCGUGCGUCGUGGAAGCCAGUGUCAUUGGACUACCAGACGAGAGGUACGGCGAAGCUGUGGCGUGUUUUCUUCGCCAAAAGGAGGCUUGCGCUCGGCCUGAUGAUGCCGGCAUCGCCCGCUGGGUACAGCAGACGCUUGGGCGCCAUAAAGCGCCGAGAUAUGUGUAUUGGAUCGGGGACCCUGGCGUUGGACACGACUUCCCCAAGACGGGGAGUGGAAAACAUCAGAAACAUAUCCUUCGGGAUAUUGGGAGAAGACUAUUGCGCGCCAAUCCUGUGGGCACGGGAAAUUCACUAAGAGCACGAUUAUAG
Molecule: messenger RNA, 1797 nt
Organism: Metarhizium brunneum ARSEF 3297
Lineage: Eukaryota; Fungi; Ascomycota; Sordariomycetes; Hypocreales; Clavicipitaceae
Source: RefSeq, a predicted model, not a curated record